GGUCUGCAGUUAUGGGAAAGAGGAAACGCACUGAGCCUCAAGAAGGUCAACAAGAUGUUCGUCUGCUACCACAGAAAAGAUUCUACAGGCAGCGGGCCCAUGCAAAUCCGUUCUCAGACCAUAGUUUAGAGUAUCCACCGGAUCCGGAUUCAUUCGAUCUUGCAAGUCUAUACCCGGCAUAUAUCGACUCUAGAAAGCGCCCCGAGUUCGCUGACAUUGGCUGUGGCUUUGGUGGUCUAUUAAUCGCUCUUGCGCCGCUAUUCCCUGAUACAUUAAUCCUUGGGAUGGAGAUUCGUGUGCAAGUGACAAAAUAUGUUGAAGACAGAAUAACCGCCCUUCGAUUGACGGAGGACACUCAACCACCACCACCCUCCCCAGAUCAUCAAGAGAUCGGGAAGGGCCCAUAUCAAAAUGUCGCGGUCAUUCGGGCGAAUGCUAUGAAAUUCCUCCCUAACUACAUGCACAAGGGCCAACUAUCAAAGAUGUUCUUCCUCUUUCCCGACCCUCAUUUCAAGGCGCGAAAGCACAAGGCACGUAUCAUUUCGCCUACACUUCUCGCAGAGUAUGCAUACGUCCUACGACCUGGCGGCAUUAUCUAUACCAUCACGGACGUCAAGGACUUGCAUGAUUGGAUGAACGAGCACCUCUCCGCAUUCCCUCUUUUUGAACGGGUUGAAGAAGACGAGCUUCGGAAAGAAGGCCAUGGACCUGUUCUAGAUGCAGUAAUAACGUCGACGGAGGAAGGAAAGAAAGUGGAGAGAAAUAAAGGUGAGAAAUGGAUGGCAUGUUUCCGUAGAAUAGAAAGUCGGCGGAGUUGAAAAUUCCGAGCAUUGUGUGCAUGCACUAGUUUCUAUCCUGUAUUUCACCGCAUUCAUGGCAGAUUGACGCUGUGGGACACGUCCUUUUGUUGGAACAUCAAUUAAAUAUUAUUUCC
This is a messenger RNA of Fomitiporia mediterranea MF3/22, 934 nucleotides long. RefSeq names its product tRNA-methyltransferase. Gene Ontology annotation, cellular component: tRNA methyltransferase complex. The transcript is spliced from 3 exons. Gene Ontology annotation, biological process: tRNA methylation; RNA (guanine-N7)-methylation. Bases 12 to 818 code for a protein of 268 amino acids. Gene Ontology annotation, molecular function: tRNA (guanine(46)-N7)-methyltransferase activity. Lineage: Eukaryota; Fungi; Basidiomycota; Agaricomycetes; Hymenochaetales; Hymenochaetaceae. The record is from RefSeq and is a predicted model, not a curated record.